GAUAGAGGGUAGCAUUUCAGAAAUGCCUACCAUUACAGACGUACCCUUAGAGAUCUUUCUGGACAAUCUUUUCCCUUUGCUUCCCGUCCCAGACCUCCUCAGCCUUGAGGCAACGAACCGUUUCUUCUACCAGCUGACUUCUGACGAGACCUUUUGGAAGCGAAAAAUACAGAAAGAUUACAACUUUCCCGACUCUGAUACCGCCAGGACCACAGGGUGGAAGUUUAUCUACAAGCGUCUCUCCAAUCCCAAGAUCUAUGUGUGGGGAGAGCACUCGAGAGGUAGAUUGGGAAUAUCUGGCAGAGAUCUUCCAAACCCUCUAUACGACGGUAUUCCAUUUCCCAUGAGAUUACGUAUUCCUUGGGUACGCAUAGUCAAUCUCGUUGCUGGUGGAAUGUCCUUCCAUGCUAUUGACGCGCAAGGCCAUGUCUAUGUAUGGGGUGCGUUGGACGGAACAAGCUUUGCGCUGCGCACCGAUGGGUUCUCCGACCCUUCGAAGGUGGCAGAAUCUCCCAUGCGCUUGGAACUUCCCUGCGCAAUCCGCCAGAUCAGCUGCGCGAGAUUGCACAGCGCCGCUCUGGACACUGAUGCCCAAGUCUGGACUUUCACGUCUUGGGGGCGUCCAUUCAAGCUGCAGACCGCGCUUCUGGACAGAUCAUCUCGCGACACGACUCCAGUUCAGGUCGAGUGCGGAUGGGGCUUCACCUCCAUUCUUACCCAAGGGGGCGAUGUCUUGGUAAACUGGCCGAGCCGUGGUCGCAUGCUCGAGGAGAUCCAUCGCAUCGACCAGGAGCUAAACCAGGCCGGUGAUGUCACUCAGGCAAAACCAUCGCCUGAGCGUCCAGGUAUCAUCCCAUGCCAUGUUUGGGACAUGGGGAACAUCGAACCCUACCGACUUCCUGCAAUACCGGCAGGUCUACCCCGCUUGGCUGGCACAGGACUUCCCACAGAUGUGCUUGACGGCGAGACUAGGCUGGUAAAGAUCGCCGGCAUGGAUAACUUUUUGGUUGGUCUUACUAACAAGGGGCACGUUUUGAAAUACGACCGCCUUGAAAGCGAAGAAAGUUAUCAACGUGGACAUUGGGAAUAUUUGCCAUCAUUUAGCGAGCUGGAGAAGGUCUCUCAGCAUCCUGUCUUUGCCGAAGGACAGUUGAAACCCCCGAGCACGAUGCACAUCACACAGAUAUCCGCUCACUUUAAGACGUUCACAGCCUACUCUACGGGCCCCGAAUCUGUGGUAUUGAUGUGUCGAAUGCAAACGACGGACGAGGAAGGGCCAAUUUCGCAGCAGCGACUUGAGCCGACCAUCAUUCCUUCUCUCCAGUACCGUGGCGUCAUCUCUGUCAUCCUUGGAGACUACCACUACGGCGCACUUACUGAGGCGGGCAAGCUCCUUACGUGGGGUGCGUUCUCCAAGGGUGCACUUGGACUCGGCGACCCCGUCGAUAUCGAGCCCGGCCAACCGGGAGGGUUCAGCACCAGAGAGCAGCGACUGGCCAUGACAAAUGCGCCGGGCCACAUGCUUGCAACGCCACCAGACGUACGCGAUCCGACUGAGGUACGCUUUGACCACAAGCGGAAGAACAAGGGCAAAGAAACCUACGUUUUUGCUGCCGCCGCUGCGGGCUGGCAUAUGGGUGCGCUGGUCAUCGACCUUGAGUCUGAUGAUGAAGACGAGGAACAAGACAGCUCGCAGGCAAUACCUGGCGCAUUUCCGGAUGACACUACUCCGCCGCAACACGACCGUUGGCAAGGCCCACCGAUCUUGCCUAUCCGUGGUCAUCGAGGAGUGCUACCAUUCCGCAUUGGUUUUGCUGGUCGCGGAAUAGGCCGCGGUGGUGCUGGGAGAGGACAAUAGCAACAAUGAACGAGUUGCCGCAAGUGAAGAGUGAACUGGUCGAGCCGGAGAAUAUUUUGAAUGCAGUGUACAAUAUUAUCGAAAGUGAAUGUCUUGGAACUGGAGGAAAAGCUAGCUUCGAGUCUGGAGCAGCUCAGGAAUCAUAAGGCUUCAACCGUUUUGCUUGUCUACUG
Messenger RNA from Phanerochaete carnosa HHB-10118-sp, 2031 nucleotides. RefSeq lists its product as uncharacterized. Lineage: Eukaryota; Fungi; Basidiomycota; Agaricomycetes; Polyporales; Phanerochaetaceae. Gene Ontology annotation, cellular component: cytoplasm. Bases 23 to 1858 code for a protein of 611 amino acids. Gene Ontology annotation, molecular function: guanyl-nucleotide exchange factor activity. The transcript has 8 exons. The record is from RefSeq and is a predicted model, not a curated record.